Colletotrichum truncatum is the source of this 1092-nucleotide messenger RNA. RefSeq names its product peroxidase. Lineage: Eukaryota; Fungi; Ascomycota; Sordariomycetes; Glomerellales; Glomerellaceae. The record is from RefSeq and is a predicted model, not a curated record. Gene Ontology annotation, biological process: response to reactive oxygen species; hydrogen peroxide catabolic process; cellular response to oxidative stress. Gene Ontology annotation, molecular function: peroxidase activity; heme binding.
AUGGCUAUCAAAUCGCAUUCAGUUGCCUUACUUGUGGCCUUUGGUGUCACGACAUCUGCGUAUCCUGGCAUGCGAAAUGGAGAUUUCACCGUCCACCUACACAAACGGGCAGGUACUUCUGAUGCUCAAGUGAACCAACAACUCAUUGGCGACCUUGCACACAUCGGAGAUACAUGCUUGACCCCUGUUGGCCUUGAUGUCAAAGACAUUCUUAUUCGAUCCGGCAACGCCAUUUCGAAUGAAGCGUACAAUACGCCUGUCCCUAGUCUUGGUAGCGACGAAUGUACGCGGGACAAAUGCUGCGUAUGGAAGCAUAUUGCCGAUGACUUGGUCCUUACUUUCCACGACAGCAAGACGGGUCAAUGUACCAACCCUGCGCGGUCCGCCGUGCGUCUUGGCUUCCACGAUGCCGCUGGAUGGAGUAAAUCAACUGGAGAGCUGGGAGGCGCUGACGGUUCUCUUGUUCUGAACCCUGAAGAAAUCACGCGCUCCGCCAACAGUGGUCUGCAGGAAAUUGUCCGGCAAACAAAGGUUUGGUUCGACAAAUACAAAGAUUAUGGCAUCAGCAUGGCUGAUCUCAUUCAAUUCAACGCCAAUCUCGCAACCUUUUCGUGUCAGCAAGGCCCGAGGAUCAAGACCUUUGUUGGCCGCAAAGACUCAUCGAAAGCGGCACCCGACGGAUUGCUACCGGCGACAACAGACUCUUCGGAUUUCCUCAUUGAGCUGUUUGAGAACAAAACCAUCUCGGCGUCGGGUCUUGCCGCCCUCAUGGGUGCUCACACAGCCAGCAGACAACGUUUCGUGGACCCAGCUAGAGCAGGCGAUGCUCAAGACACGACCCCGGGUAUCUGGGAUACGUUGUAUUACCAGCAAACCCUCCGUGGAGCCCCGAAAGAAGUCUUUACGUUUCAGAGCGACAUCGUUCUUUCCAAGGAUCCUCGAUCUGGGCCUGCCUUUUCAGCCUUUGCUGAAAGCGGACAAAAUCUUUGGAAUCAAGCUUAUGCGAGAGAAUACGUCCGCCUGAGUCUGCUUGGUGUUUACAACAUCAAUACUUUGAUCGAUUGCACGAAGGCUCUGCCUACUCGCAACUGA